UCAAGUGUUGGCCACACAAAUGCUUAAGCAUUUUAUAGUGGUUGCUCACGUUGGUUCAAACAUUGGUGCUUAUUGCUGGGGGUGCUCAACAUGCUCUUGGGGUUGGAAACCAUGUUCGUCAGCCACGAAGUUGACGGUGUAGACGAGGCCGUCGGUACCGACGUACUUGUAGCUGCCACUCACUUCAAGGGCCUGGUGGUUCUCUCCGACUUGCUUCAAGGUACCCUUCUCCUGGCGAGCUGUGCCGUCACUGGUCUCAAAGUCGAAAGUGUAACCAUCAGGGGUGAUGUCAGAAUCCUGCUUCAGGAUGUAGACGGGGUGUUCCGCUGGGUUGCCCUGUUGCGGGGCGGCGGCGGCCAUAGCGAACAUGGCAAGGGCGAUAAGUACGAUCUUCUGCAUGUUGAAGUUGUAAGGGUUGUUUUGGAGUAGGUGAAUGCGGCUGAAAGCAGCU
This is a messenger RNA of Spodoptera exigua (beet armyworm), 451 nucleotides long. The record is from the annotation of a GenBank genome assembly. Lineage: Eukaryota; Metazoa; Arthropoda; Insecta; Lepidoptera; Noctuidae.